Messenger RNA from Rhipicephalus sanguineus (brown dog tick), 684 nucleotides. RefSeq names its product transmembrane protein 45B-like. Bases 1 to 684 code for a protein of 227 amino acids. Lineage: Eukaryota; Metazoa; Arthropoda; Arachnida; Ixodida; Ixodidae. The transcript is spliced from 3 exons. The record is from RefSeq and is a predicted model, not a curated record.
AUGGACGUGUGCCACCAGGCGUCAGCGUUGGACAACAGGGAAGUGGCAGUUGCCUCCAGCGUGAUCGCCGUCCAGGCGCCUGAAAACACAAACAUGGGGACCUUCGUGGGCCACAUACUGCCCGGAAGCUUCACCUUCCUCUUCGGAACAUGGUGGACCUUUGCGGUGUGGCGCAACUACGUCCGCAGCAGGAAGAAGAAGCAACGCUACGUGUGCCGUUGCUCGUACGCGGUUCCCUGUCUUCCCAGGAAAUUGAGCGUCGAAGGCAUCGUCAAGAUCAUCGGCUCCUGCGCAUGCAUUCUCAUGGAGUACCUGUCCAUCUUCGUGCUCUUCCUGCUCAACGGUGUCGGGGACGUCAUGUACAACGCCGGGUUCCCGCUCCCGCCACACACGGACUACGCGACGCUGCUGCUCACCAUCGCCUCUGAGGGCCUGCUGCUCCAUUUUCACCUGCACGGAAGGUCACAUCUCGACGUCGUGAUCCAUACGCUCUUGGUGUACACCGUGGUUGCACUGGUGGCCUGCCUCUUAGCCGAGAUGUGCCGACCUCGAAGCGUUCUGGCGUCUCUGGGUCGAGCUUACUUUGCCCUACUGCAUGGGACGUGGCUAUGUCAGAUCGGCUUCAUCCUUUACAGUCCGCUGCCGGAUACAAACCCUGGGACGUUAACAGCCACAGGGACUUGA